Stegodyphus dumicola is the source of this 3371-nucleotide messenger RNA. RefSeq lists its product as uncharacterized. Gene Ontology annotation, molecular function: calcium ion binding; protein phosphatase regulator activity. Gene Ontology annotation, biological process: protein dephosphorylation. Gene Ontology annotation, cellular component: protein phosphatase type 2A complex. NCBI's taxonomy places the organism in Eukaryota, Metazoa, Arthropoda, Arachnida, Araneae, Eresidae. The record is from RefSeq and is a predicted model, not a curated record.
UAGCUCCCUCUCGCGAGCGUUGACAGCGCUGCCGCCCGUUCCCUUAUAUGGCGGCCAGACGAUUUUAGCAACAACGACUCAACUGUGCUUCUUGGGAUGUAAAAUGACGACAACAUCUCUUUCAACUUUUUUUAAUUCUCCUCGACCUGAAAUCAUCUCCACCUGAAACAUAUCGUCUGCCUGGGUUGUUCGAGAACCUGUCGACAUGUGAUCUUUUCAUAAACAGAACGUUGAUCCCGGUGAAAUGAUAUUCUGAACAAUGAUUAAAUAUCUUGGAUAACUACUAAUCUUCCUGUUAAGUCACGGUUAGUGUUCGAAAAAAGACUGCGUAGGUGAUAACUGAAAAUUUUGUGAUUGCAUCGAAUAUCACGCGAAUAUUUCAAACAGUAGCUAGCAGACGACAGUGAUGAGGAACAUGUGACAGCGGAAAAGAAUUUAUUUUGUGAUAACCGGAAGUGCUGCAAUUCUAUUAGAGAUGUGUUAAGUGGGAUAUUAUUUUAUGAGACUGCCUUGAGUAAGUUUUGUUUUUGAAACUUUAGUAUACAGCAAAUGUUUACGUUGAAUUGUGCAAGGAAGAUUUAACUGCAAAAUCGUUUUGAGCAAAAUAUUUAAGGGUCAAUAUAUUUAAUUUUUUUUUUGUUUAGUUUGGUGAGAUUAAGAUAAUUGUAAAGAAUUUAUCUGUUUCUGUUUCAAUAGAAAUCUGAUAAUCUAUUUGCUAUAGCUAUAAUAAUUUAAUAUUGUUUUAGUUUGUUUUUAGUAUUUUAAAUAUAGUUAAUACUAUUAUUAUUAUUAUAUUUAGAAUAUUGUAAUUAUUUUUAGAGGAGUAAACUAAAUAUUUAUCAGUUAAUACCUCCUGUGUAUUCACAGUAAAUUUGAAGAGAAUUAAGUUUAAGUUUUUAAUUGUAUUUCAUCUGCCAUUAAUAUUCCAUAUAGUGUGGUAAAUUUUAAUAAUAAUUUUCUCUCAUCUAAAAACUUUCGAAAGUGACGGUUGAAUUUAUAUGCAGUUUAAUUAAUCUGAAUUAAUAUGCAAUUUAUUUAAUUUCAUGAAUAAGGUUUUUUAAUUUAUUCAUAAUCGUAAAAGUACUGCUCAGAGUCUCAAGUCAAGAAAAUUUAAGAUAAUUAUUUUGUUAACAUAAAGAAAUUUAAGCAAUUGCUAAAAUUACAAAUACAUAUCGGCUGACAUAUUUUCUUCAAAAUGUAAUGAAAGGUGUAGGAAUUGUUAUCACAUAUUUUUGUGCAAAAUCCUGUUGAUUCAUUGAACAAACUAGGUGCAUCAGUUUCUAUUUAGUAUGCUCACUAAUCAUGUGAGCUGCCAUUAUGUAGUGACCUCUGUGACUUUCUAUCAUAGUGCCUUAGUGGAUUUAACUCGCAGCCGUUCCGUCCAUGCCGUAGAGCACGAUCCAUGUUGUCCUGAUCCAACUAAACUCUCAGCUUCGGAAUGCAAAGCUGUCCAUUAUGGAUUGUGCUCUCCACUUUUGAAACUGCCCUCUUUCUCCAUUCCUCCAGCUGUAACGUCGACCCCAUCAUCUCCAGCCACUCCUAAGGGUAGCAGCUCUUCCCCUUUGGUAUCUUCAACCCCAAGCUCUCCUGUUACGCCUAAAGGAACAGCACCCACUAUCGCUGAACUCUUAGGUGCUGCUGCACUUUCAAAUAGAAACACUCCAACAACGGUUUCUUCACCUAUUUUACUUAGGUCAACCUCACCAGUGGUAUCCAGCCCUGCUGUUUGUUCGCCAAAUCCGGCAGGUACGCAGAGCAAGAUGACAUCGCCUACUGCUGUAGUGCCAACCACUAAUGCUGUAGGAUCUUCUCAGAUGGAAAUGUUAGAUCCAGUGACUCUGUUAGCAUCAGAUCUUGAAGAUCAGCUUGAAGCACUUGUAAACACAUUUGUUGCCCAAGACAAAGUAAGACUAGCGGCUCGAAAGAAAGCAGAAACUUCACCUGGGGGAGGUAAAACUUCUCCUUCGACAAAUAAAACGAUAUCACCUAUUAAGAAAUAUGAUAAGAAAAUCAAGGAAGAUAGGUCUUCCGAUGACGAAUCAGCAUCUUCUCUUUCUAGCGAAACUUCUCAGUCUUCUAAAUCUGAUGGUCAUUCGAAGAGAACAACAGGAAAUAAAACUAUAAAAAACUCUAAAGUUGCUUCAGAUGCAGGAAUAAAUGAUAUUAAAAGAUUUUCCUCAACUGAUGUUCAUUCUGAUAGAAAUUUUCAUCCCUUCGAAGGCAGUGAGCUUAAGCAAGCUAAUAUGUUCGUUGCGCAAUUUGAAGACAUGUAUGAAAGGGCAUCCUCGCCGUCUCUCAAAACAUCAGUUCUACCAUCUUUGAAACCAUCAGCUGAGUAUCAACAAACAGGUGUUAAAGCACAGAUUACAAAAUUUGCAUCGAAAGAAAAAGAUACUUUUCAAAACUCUCCAACAAAUUCUCUUGAACGACGCCAAUCUCCAAAAUUCAAAUAUGAUGCUCAAGAACAGUUCACUCAACCUGGGGUCUCAAGAAGCGGUCCUCUUACAUUAGAUGCCUUACAAGAACUUUUGCUGACAUCAUCUGGUACUGAUACUUCUGUGCAACCUAUACAAACUACUAUCUUUCAGAGUACAAGGGUUCCUACUACGCCUUAUACUGGCCCAACUCCUGUGGUGCACAGUUCUGCUAAAAUUUACAAUGAGCGAAAUGAAAAUUAUCCCUCAUGCUAUAUUAACGAAGCUUGCAAAGAAUUUGACCAUGAUGUGUCUCGGAUUGCUAAAGCAAGUGCUAGUCAAAGUAAUAAUUAUAUUCCCCAUGUUUCUGCUAAAUCUGGGCAAGAACAUGUUCAGUCUGCUGUGGAUUAUGCCAAAACAAGAUUUCAGAAUGUUCAGCAGGGACAUAGCAAAGAUGAUACCGAGGCCAAAGUAAUAAAGAAUGGACAUCUAGUCAGUGACGCCAAAUCUAAGUGGGAGAAUCACCCCCAGCAAAAUUGGAAUGAUCAUCAACUAGUCACAGAAGUGGAUAGUUCCCUUCCAGAACCUUUGAGGGAGGCAUUACAAAGAGGCAGUCAUAAGAGGACCUUGUCCAUGGAAGGUCUCUUGGAUGUUCCAAGUCCUUCCAUUCCCCAUCCUAAACUUACGUCUGCUCAAAAGCAACAUAUUAAAGAGCGGUCCCUCUCACCAACUGACCGCCAUUCCCAUGUGCCUAUUCGUCCAUUUUUGACAAAAGGAUCUGUAGCUGAAAGAGUUUUACUGUUUGAGUGCUGCCCAGAUAGGGCUCUUGAGAGAACAUCAUCUGGAAAUAAAUCGAAACCCAAUCUUAUUAGCACCUGGAGACCGGGAAGUAGUGAUGUUCAGAAUAAAACACAGGUGAGUAACAUUUACAAUUAUUUUUUGUUCCAUGCCAUUUAA